Ceratina calcarata is the source of this 1387-nucleotide messenger RNA. RefSeq lists its product as uncharacterized. The transcript has 9 exons. Gene Ontology annotation, biological process: detection of chemical stimulus involved in sensory perception of smell; sensory perception of smell. Gene Ontology annotation, molecular function: olfactory receptor activity; odorant binding. Bases 1 to 1092 code for a protein of 363 amino acids. Gene Ontology annotation, cellular component: plasma membrane. The record is from RefSeq and is a predicted model, not a curated record. Lineage: Eukaryota; Metazoa; Arthropoda; Insecta; Hymenoptera; Apidae.
AUGGACUUCAUCGAAAAUAACAUCUUCAUCAACUAUCGCUCAUUUCUACUCUUCUGCGGUAUGUGGCCGUACGACGAGUCAGUAACAAAACUGAUUCAAAGGAUUCUGUGCUCGAUGAAUAUUGUAUUCUUCUUUCUGUUACAGAUCAUCACAAUAUUCACCUCGGAAGUGUUUCUCGAUUUAUUAAUUAUGUUAGCUCCAGUCAUAUUUCUUGAGUUACCAAUAAUAGUGAAGGUUCAUUUAUGUUGGAUAAAAGACAAUUAUUAUAAGGAGUGUUUCGAGCACAUGAGGAUUGAUUGGAGCAGUUUGAAAAACGUUGAGGAAUUACCACUGAAACAAGCGUACGAAGAGUUUAUAUUCUAUUCUAAAUUUCUUUUCUUCUUCGUCUACGCGCCAAGUGUUUCGAUUAUGAUAUUCCUAUUUUUUCCAAAAAUUACUGCUUUCGAUGUUCCUUUCAACCAUUCACGAUCUAACGAUUUCAUUCUGCCAAUCGAAUAUUUCGUCGAUUAUAACAAAUACUACUAUCCUGUCAUAAUUCAUGUAAGUCUGUCAGCUUUGCUAUUAUCAACUGUACAGUGUGGGGUCGAUCUCUUAAAUUGGAUAAUACUAUUGCAUAUGAUGGGAAUAUUCCAUCUACUUGGGUAUUUGAUGGAACAUCUAUUCGAUAAGCCAGAAAAUACCAAUAAUAACAUUGACUUGAAUAAGAUUUAUUACGGAAGACUAGUUCAUAUUAUAGAUUUACACAAAAGGAACAUAAAACUGGGCGACGUGUUCAUGCGAUGCAUGCUCGAGUCCGGAAUAAUUCAAAUAAUUCUGGCUAUACUCUGUAUUACUAGCAUAUUGUUGAAAAUUCUACUGAUGCCACAAAAAGUACAUGACAGCAGUAGCGACAUGUUCAUCAAAAUCUACUGUGGACAUUGGUACAUGGCUCCAAUAAAAUCUCAAAAAUUGUUGCUAAUUCCAAUGCAGAGAUAUAUGAAACCAUAUAAGUUCCAAUUCAAAACUUUAAUAAUCGCGUAUAGCCAAACAUUCGCAAAGAUGAUGCAAGCUAGUUUCUCGUACUUCGCGGUCUUAUAUUCUUUACAAGAUUAGUACUGAGGUUGAACGUUUAUUAAUUGUUCACUGAAUCAAAUUUCAACGUAACGUCGUACAAUAUGGUGGGGUAAUAGAAUGGGUUAGGUACGCUAUGUUACGGGAACACUGUUAUGAAGAUUUAUCAUUAAACAUAUUUAACCAAUCAAUUAGAUUCUAUUAUGUAAGCUGAUCAUACACAUAUUGAUAAUAUGUAUCGAUAGCACGUAUCGAUCGCUUAGGUCGUUACCACGAGUUUAUAACAAAUAACGUGUUUAUAACUAAUUAAUUAAUAUAAAAAAUUAAUUAUAUAUUA